AUGAUGAUUAAGGCAACCGAUAUCGACUAUUUGAAAACUGCAACUGUUACUUAUAAUACAUGUGAAAAUUAUUCUUUGACAACUCCUAGUGCUCAAUCAAUCAUUGAUGUCAUUGCUGAUGAUAUUGAAUCUACUCUAACUCAAGUUUCAAAAGUUGUUGAAUCUAUGAUCUUCUCGGUUAACCAUAAUGCUGCUGCUACCCCAGGUCUAUCAAAAAAUUUGAUAGACGUUACAAAUCCUUAUGUGCAAAUUGAUUCACCCUGUAAGAGAAAUCAAAAAUAUUCAUCAAAUUAUAUUGACUUAGAUACUCAAGAUGAAGAAGAGAAGCAAUUAGAUUAUGUAUUAUCACUAGAAUAUUCUGGUAGUAAUAACGCAAAUGCAAUGUGA
Racocetra persica is the source of this 387-nucleotide messenger RNA. The record is from the annotation of a GenBank genome assembly. Lineage: Eukaryota; Fungi; Glomeromycota; Glomeromycetes; Diversisporales; Gigasporaceae.